Molecule: messenger RNA, 2799 nt
Organism: Poecilia latipinna (sailfin molly)
Lineage: Eukaryota; Metazoa; Chordata; Actinopteri; Cyprinodontiformes; Poeciliidae
Product: E3 ubiquitin-protein ligase TRIM37-like
Exons: 14
Coding region: 1-1944 (647 amino acids)
Biological process (GO): protein monoubiquitination; aggresome assembly; protein autoubiquitination
Cellular component (GO): peroxisomal membrane; ESC/E(Z) complex; aggresome
Molecular function (GO): tumor necrosis factor receptor binding; ubiquitin protein ligase activity; ubiquitin protein ligase binding
Source: RefSeq, a predicted model, not a curated record
AUGAUCAGUAGGCUGCUACCAGCUGCAGUUGUGGUCAUUGGUCUGCCACUAAUUUACAAUGACAACCCAACAGCACAUAAUAUUUUUAAGUUUUAUUCAGCAUGUUUUACCAUAAGUGUCCUCUCGGAAGCACACACUGAUUCACGUUUUCUUGCUCAGGAGAGAAACGUGGAGGCUGUGAGGGGAGCGAAGGACGAGAGGGUAAGGGAGAUCCGGAACGCGGUGGAAAUGAUGAUUGCUCGUCUGGACAACCAGCUGAAGAACAAACUCAUCACUCUCAUGGGCCAGAAGACGUCUUUGACCCAGGAGACGGAGCUGCUGGAAUCUCUGCUGCAGGAGGUGGAGCAUCAGCUUCACUCGUGCAGUAAGAGUGAGCUGAUCUCUAAGAGCCCAGAGAUCCUGCUCAUGUUCCAGCAGGUCCACCGUAAACCCAUGCAGUCGUUCGUCACCACGCCGGUCCCACCGGACUUCACUAGUGAGCUGGUUCCUGCUUAUGAUUCCAGCACUUUUGUACUCAUCAACUUCAGCACUCUGAGGCAGCGGGCUGACCCUGUCUACAGUCCUCCUCUGCAGAUAUCUGGCCUUUGCUGGAGGCUUAAAGUUUACCCAGAUGGUAACGGCGUCGUCCGUGGAAACUAUCUGUCUGUGUUCCUCGAGCUGUCUGCUGGACUUCCUGAAACCUCAAAGUCAAUUACUUAUUUUUUGCUGUUGUGCAGCUACCAGGUUCGCUCACCUACAUUUUUCCAGAAGUGCAGAGAUCAGUACUGGUACAUCAGCCAGUUGGAGUCGGCUCAGAGCGGCUACAUACAACAGAUCAACAACCUCAAAGAGAGGCUGGCCAUUGAGUUGUUUCGCCGUCAGACAUCCCGCAGCUCCUCGCCCCCUGACCUGAGACUGACUGCAGGCACUGCAACGUCUGAGAGAGAUCCUGGCUCAGUUAAGAGUGAUGACGACGCCCAGACCACUCUGAGCAACUCUAAGAAAGGAGAAGAGGAGGAGAGAACGCAGCAUGACGACUCAAAUGAACUGUCUGACGGAGACCUGGAGGUGGAUUGUCUCACUGAGGAGGAGGUGAACCCGCUGGAUGGCAGCAGCACCUCAGGAAGCUCCACAGCCACCAGCAACACUGAGGAGAACGACAUAGACGAGGAGACCAUGUCAGGGGAAAAUGAUGUAGACUUCAUGGGAAACCUGGAGACAGAAGAAGGAGAGCUUUCUGAAGACCUGGCUGGAGCCACAGGUGGAUUCAGUUCCAGCAUGCUCUCAUCGCAUCGAGGCGCGACUGCAGGUCGUAGUAGCGGCGGGGCCGCAGCUUCUGCUGCUCCCGUUGGGGGUGCUGUUGGGCCAGGCAGCAGCAGCCUUCUGGAAAUCGAUCCAGUCAUCCUGAUCCAACUGCUGGACCUGAAGGAGCGCAGCAGCGUGGAAUCUCUGUGGGGCCUCCAGCCUCGACCUCCAGUGUCUCUGCUCCACAGCCAAGCCCACGCUCACUCCAGAAAAGAGCGGGAGCGGCGACCGCAGGUGGUGCGGCGAUCAGCUCCGGACUCAGGAGUCUUGAUCCGCCUCAAGGCGCAGAUGGCGGAGGUCCGCAGCAAGAUGGCCGACGUCAAGAGUCAAGUUCUGGAAACGCGUGAGUCUGGGGAGCCCAGACCCGGCCCAUCUGGUGGCUUCGGCAUGGAGGAGGCUUUGGCUCAUUCUGCCAGUCCAGAGCUGCCAGCUUGCCACAAGGGCGACGCUCUGGAGCAGGUGGGGCAAGCAGCUGCGACCCGGUCCAAGGCCUGCCGACCCACCAGGAAGUCUCUGUCUCCCGUUCUGGACAGCAGCGGAGAGUCUCUGCUUGUGAAAAGGAGGAGUUCCGAAGACUUGAAGGACGACCUCAGAGGAGCAGAGUCCGCUGCAGAGCUCAGCCUGCAUCCUACAGAUGGGACAGGAGCUGGAGAGGGUUAGUCCAGCUUUUUCAAGUUCUUUUCAAACCCAAUAAAGUUUAUUGGAUAAUUAGAAUUAGGGGCAGCAGAGAAAAGCUGCAACUGUACUUCAUUCUUACAACAGCAGCCAGUGCAGUGAGAGUUUAAACAUUUCUUAAGUCAGAUAAACUGCUGUUUAGCUUUAAAUUAUUCUCCACAAUGUUCUGAGGCAUUAUGGAGAACAUCUUGUUUUUAAAGCCUGGUUCUAUGUGACUUAUUGUUCUACUUGGCUUAUAAGUAUUUCUUCAGUGUAGCUCCAAAACCAUCCACUCUGUUCUCUGUGCUGUUGGAGUAUGGCUGAAAAUAGUUGCUGAUUCUUGAGUGGCUCAACUGUUUUAAACUUCCGUUGUUUUGGCACAAUGCAGUGCUCGUCUCUUAACAUUCUUACUUUCUGCACAGCAUUGUAUGUACAUAUUUUUUCUUUUACAAACAUUGAUUUUUAUUGGUUUCUAUAGAGCCCUCUAGGGGACAUGGGGAAAAAUUUAGCUUUUGUGUUCCCUCACAAUAUGCUUACUGCAAUAUUUGCUGGUCUGUUUUGUAUACAGUCACAAAUGUCAAUUUAAAAUUUCAAAUGUAUGCACAUUUAAAGAACCUCAGUGUUUAUUCUUAACUCUUUGGUGCAAAAAACUGAUUGAAAAUUGAUUGAGUCCGUUUGAGUAAGGUUGCAAUGGAACUGCACAUGAAAACAUCCCUUUAAACCACUGAGACUACCAAUACAAAAGAGACAAUCAAAACUGUCAGAAGACUCAUUACCCCACGAUAAUAACCCAGAAAUAGUCCAAAAAGUUUAGAUGUAUUUUUUCUUCUUUCCUACAUACGGAAAUCUUCUGUUUAUAUC